This is a messenger RNA of Oncorhynchus tshawytscha (Chinook salmon), 1755 nucleotides long. Its product is annotated as leucine-rich repeats and immunoglobulin-like domains protein 2. The record is from RefSeq and is a predicted model, not a curated record. NCBI's taxonomy places the organism in Eukaryota, Metazoa, Chordata, Actinopteri, Salmoniformes, Salmonidae. Bases 334 to 1494 code for a protein of 386 amino acids. The transcript is spliced from 8 exons.
CAGUAGGCUGUCCCCGCUAAAAUAUGUUUGUUUUAUUUUUCAAUAAUUUGUUGUUAGAGUUUUGCUUCCACUUUGAAAUUAGAGUAUUUUGUCUAGAUUGUUGACCAAAAAUUACAAUGAAAUCCAUUUUAAUCACACACAAAAGUUGAGGGGUGUAUAUACAUUCUGUACACACUGUAUCGAUGCUUUAAAAAGUGUGAUGCGUCUUGCUGUCUUCAGAAGCCAACUCCAAUCUCUCUGUGGUUUGUGGGUGGAAGCACAUCAUGCAUCUUUUUUGAGCUAGCUCUCAUGUGUAUGACAGUUUAACUUUUGAUCGGUCUGGCAAGCUAUGGCAUGAUGGUAAACUGGCUGAUUUUUAAGAGAAAUUCCACAGAAAAACUGUUAUUCUCAAGAUGUCCCCUCCAACUGGUUAUUCUCCUAUUGACCUUGAGCACCACAACACAUUCAGGCAGGCCUGAAGUCCCAGGAGAAGGUAUAUGGGCUAUAUUAAACAAACCCAUACAGUUUUCUGGAUCCAGUAUACCUUUGAAACUAAUCAAAACAGUGGAAUGGCGUCACAAAAGUGGAAACUCCCAGACAUUCUGUCUUCUCCAUAAAAUGGAUGGGAACAUCACCAACAUAUUUCCUGCAUGCAAUGGCACUGCACACUUCCUUUCCCACAAUAAAACCUUUGUUCUAUACUCAGUGAGGGCAGAGGAUGAAGGUGUCUAUGAAGAAAGAGUGAUUUAUAAGAAUAACACUAUGGUCUCAUUAAAUAUAUCACUGUCAAUAAUUUCUCCUCCCUCCACCCUGCACAUCAGCGUAAACUUCUCCCAUGCGCUGCUAACAACGACCUGUGAGGUCAAGGGGUCAAACCUCUCCUAUUGGUGGCUGAAGGAUGACCAGCCCUUCCUCACGGAUUCCAGAUUGUUAUUGGGUGAGAGAAACCAAACCUUACAGGUGAACAACCUGACCAAGGCUGACUGUGGGAAAUACACCUGCUUGGUGGCCAACAAGGCAGGCCUGUCACGGGGCCACUUCCAACUCACAGAUAACCAAUCCUCUGUGUGUAAGGAUGGAAUUGUCCGAGCCACACUGCCGAUAGGCCAGAGAGAAGUUCUAAUCAUGGUAAUAUUGGGCAUCUGCAUAUUCGGCCUGCUCAUCAUCAUUGCCUGCAUCAGGAGAUAUCACCAGGAAAUACGGAAGCAUCUGGCAGGACUUUGCAACAAGGAGCAGCAUCCUGUCAGAAACAGGAGAGGAAGGAGAGACAGAGACACCCCUGUGUCCGAAAAUCAUGUGUAUGAUGAGAUUGGAGAUGAAGAGGAGCAGCUUGAACAAGAGGUGGUGAUCCCAUUGCCAUGCGUCUACACAGACUUCCUUCCAAACAGAAAACAAGCAGAGCCCCUAAAGGACUUUGGGUACUCCACCAUUGGGCCAGCUAGCCUAAGCGGAGUCACAGUGAUCGAGGCAAGCGAACAAGGUCUUGAAUGUAGGUUCCAAGUGGAGACAGCGUAGCAUACUAAAAAUAUCGAAUAAAAUUGUAUUUGUCACAUGCGCCGAAUACAAUAGGUGUAGACUUUACCAUGGGAUGCUUAGUUACGAGCCCUUUCCCAACAAUGCAGAGUUAAAAACGUAAGAAAAAUCUGCUAAAAAAAGUAAAUAGUAACAAAAUAAAGACUAUAUAUUAUUUAUUUUUAUUUCAACUUUAUUUAACCAGGUAGGCUAGUUGAGAACAAGUUCUCAUUUACAACUGCGACCUGUGACGACCCUCCCACU